AUGGCCUAUGAUCGCUCACCCGACCCGUCAGAGGACUCCUACAAGCGUAGCAGACGGCGCACGUCACCCUCUGGGCAUACGCGCACAGGGAACGACGGUGGCAGGCGAGAGCAUCGCCGCAGUGAGGCAUCCGGCAGUCGCAGCUCGGCAGACAGAGAUCCUCACUUACGUAGGUCGCGCUACGACGAAGACUAUGAUGGUCCUCCCCGAGACAGCGAUGAUCGUCGCUUGAGAGACGACAGACAUGCCAGCAGCUCGAGAAGCUCACGCCACGCUCGGUCGCCUGAACCUACCGCCAGAGAACGGGAUGCUGCAGACGAGCGUAGGAGGAAGCGACACCGAGACGAUGACUAUCCCGACAGAGAGAGAGACAGAGACCGUGCGGCUGAUGACGAUCGCUCGAGGCACGACAGCCACCGCUCAUCACGCCGGUCACGCUCGCCUGUCGCUCCUUCUGCAAGGGUCGUCGACGAUAGAGCGAGACGAUCCCCGCCUGCCCCUUCCGCUGCACCCAGCACGGAAACAGAGGAAGAGAAGCGUCAGCGACAGCGGCUCGAGAAGCUACAGGCAUGGAAGCUCAAGCAGGCUGCCGCCAAAGCCAACGUCGUCGGCACACCGACCUCACAAGGCACAGACACGCCGCCUGCAAAGGCUGCAUCGCCAGCUCCCCUGUCGAGCAAGCCCACACCGGCCACGUCUGCCGGGGCCCCGCCAGCUACUCCCAAACCCUUGCCUCCUCCAGCCGCCCCAAAAAAAGUCACGAAUGGCGCUGCGCCCAAGAUGAGUCAGCCCAUCGGCUUCAAGAGCUCAUCAGCAAAGGCGCGCAAGACGGCCAUUGGCAUGGAGGACGAAGAUGACGAAGAGCUUGAGCGGCGUCGCUCGACCAUGUACAAACCUGACCUCGACGCUACCGAAAGCCUGCCUGCUAUGGAUCACAGCGCGGCUGGCGAAGAUACUGGAGCAGGUAUAGACGAGGACGACGAUGACGAAGUAGGCGAGUCUGGUGAGACGGAGGAGGAGCGCAUGGCCGCAGCCGGCGCCCGAGCUCGUCGCCAAGCCGAAGAAGCGCUCGCGUCUGGCCUGGACAAUGUCGACACCGCCCGUGACGUCCCGCAAGAAGAAUCGGCAAUGUCAAUCGACCUGCCGACGAAGGAGGUCACGCCUGUGGAGACCAAAAGCGCUCCCACAGUGUCCGUGACCGAGCCUGAAGAGGACGACGAGAUCGAUCCUCUUGACGCGUUCAUGACCGGCGUCACCGAGCAGGUCAAGCAAGUCAACGCUUCCGACAUCGCUCGUAGUCUUGGCGGUGCACCUCCGCCCAAGGAAGAGACCGUCAUGAACCUCGACGAGGAUGCUGGCGACGAUGAUGGAGAGCCCGACGAGUAUGAAAAGGCCGGCUUGCGACCCGAGGACAUCCUGGCCUUGGCGGCAAAGAAGCUCAAGAAGAAAGAUCUCGCGCCUGUCGAUCACUCACGUAUAAAGUACGAGUCCUUCCGCAAGGCAUUUUACCAUCCGCCGCCAGAGAUCGCAGCAAUGACCGAGGAGGAAGCGACUGUGCUCCGAGGCGAGCUAGAUGCGAUCAAAAUACGAGGCGCCGACUAUCCCAAGCCUAUCACUAAGUGGAGUCACUGCGGUCUGCCUGCUAUCUGCCUUGAUGUCAUCCGCCAGCUCGAUUACGCCAGUCCGACGCCGAUCCAGGCGCAAGCGAUACCGAGCAUCAUGUCGGGCCGCGAUAUGAUCGGAGUUGCAAAGACCGGCAGUGGUAAGACGAUUGCCUUUUUGCUGCCCAUGUUCAGACACAUCAAAGAUCAAAGACCGCUUGAGAUGAUGGAGGGACCGAUCGCGAUGAUCAUGACGCCCACACGCGAGCUCGCCAAUCAGAUCUAUCGCGAAUGCAAGCCAUUCCUCAAGGCUCUCAAUCUCAGGGCAAUAUGUUCAUAUGGCGGCUCUCCACUCAAGGACAAUAUCAACGAUCUCAAAAAGGGUGCAGAGGUCAUUGUGUGCACGCCAGGCCGCAUGAUCGAGCUGCUUGGCACGAACUCCGGCAGACUAGUCAACCUGCGUCGAAUCACCUAUCUCGUGCUUGACGAAGCAGAUCGCAUGUUCGACAUGGGCUUCGAGCCUCAGGUCAUGAAAAUCAUCAGUCAAGUGCGGCCGGACCGUCAGACAGUUCUGUUCUCUGCUACCUUUCCUCGCCAGAUGGAAGCGCUUGCGCGCAAGGUGCUCAAAAAACCGCUCGAGAUUACCGUCGGUGGUCGAUCCGUCGUCGCUGCAGAGAUCGAACAGAUCAUCGAAGUUGUCGAAGACGAUGCCAAGUUUGAGCGACUGCUUGCUCUGCUCGGACGACUGACCAAUGACGACAAAGAUGCACAGACGCUCGUCUUUGUCGAUCGACAAGAAGCAGCAGACGAUCUGCUUCAGCGACUCUCGAAACGACUGUAUCUCACAGCGUCACUUCAUGGCGGCAAAGACCAGGUCGAUCGGGACGAUGUCAUUGCUCAGUUCAAGCAAGGCAUCUUCCAAGUCGUCGUCGCUACGUCGGUCGCUGCCCGUGGACUGGAUGUCAAAGGCCUCAAGCUCGUCGUCAAUUUCGACUGUCCCAAUCAUCUCGAGGACUAUGUGCAUCGUGCAGGUCGUACUGGCCGAGCCGGCAACAAGGGCACUUGCGUGACGUUCAUCACCAAGGACCAAGAUCGAUACUCGAUGGAUCUCGUCAAGGCGCUUGAGAACAGCAACGCGCCCGUGCCUGCCGAUCUCAGGAAGAUGGCAGCUGACUUUCUGCAAAAGGUCAAGGAUGGCAAUGCAACGACUGCAAGCUCGGGCUUCGGCGGCAAAGGACUCGACAGAUUCGAGCUUGAACGCGAUGCCAAGAAUCGCGCAGAAAGGAAUGCGUACGGCGAGCCUGCUGAGGACGGUGCCGCCAAGCCGGCUGGCGAAGCUACCGUCGUCGUGCCGGACAUUGAGGUCGAGAUCAAGCGUGGACCCGCACCAGAUCCUGUUGCGCCGCGAGUGGUAGACCAAGCGGAAGCAAUGGCUGCUGCCGAGAGGGUCGCGAGCUCGAACAAAGGGGCUACUGCUCUCGAGCGCGCUCAGCUCAUCGCUGCCAACUUCAACCGCUUCCUCAAGGACAGAAAGACCGAACUGCACGGCGGCGCCAGAAGUGAUGAUAUCCGACGACGAGAUCCGGAUGCAACCGACUUUCACGCGUCUAUUCCUAUCAAUGACUACAGCCAGAAGACUCGCUGGAAGGUCACAAACAAGGAGACAAUGGUACAGCUCAUCGAGGAAACGGGGGCAUCGAUCACAAACAAGGGCGUAUUCUACGACAAAGGCAAGGAACCCGGGCCGCUCGAUCAGCCAAAGCUUCACCUGCUCGUCGAGUCCAACGACGAGUCCAAAGUCCGUGCGGCUAUCAACGAGAUCAAGCGAAUCCUCAUCGAAGCCUCGACUGCGUCUAUGGAAGCAGAGCAGCGUGGUCCCGGUCAGGCUACGGGCCGAUACUCUAUCUUGUAG
Molecule: messenger RNA, 3513 nt
Organism: Mixia osmundae IAM 14324
Lineage: Eukaryota; Fungi; Basidiomycota; Mixiomycetes; Mixiales; Mixiaceae
Exons: 3
Coding region: 1-3513 (1170 amino acids)
Molecular function (GO): RNA helicase activity; ATP binding; nucleic acid binding
Source: RefSeq, a predicted model, not a curated record